Messenger RNA from Cladophialophora yegresii CBS 114405, 963 nucleotides. RefSeq lists its product as uncharacterized. The transcript has a single exon. The coding region runs from base 1 to 963 and encodes 320 amino acids. NCBI's taxonomy places the organism in Eukaryota, Fungi, Ascomycota, Eurotiomycetes, Chaetothyriales, Herpotrichiellaceae. The record is from RefSeq and is a predicted model, not a curated record.
AUGUGCGUACGUACAAAGACAUCGUACGGGUGCGGAUGCGAAUACAAGACAGACGCCGAGUGCCAUUCUUCGCGCUGCCAGGGUCUUGAGAGAUACCACUAUCCCAAGAGCGGCGACUGCAAAUCCUGUAAAGAGGCCGGUGGAGCGCUGACGCGAGGGCGAGACGGGAAGGGUCGCUAUGGGCAAGAAAUCGGCAGGCGCGUUCUAUCUCGACAGGAAGACGUCGAACCUCCAUUUGACUCGGUUCCGGAGGUGGCUGAAGCCGGCAACGGUAUCAGCCCAUGGGCACCCCCACUAGCUCGAGAAAAGGAGUGGAUCAGCCAUUCCAGGAAGAAGGCAGACGACAGCUGGCUGGAGGAGCAUGCGGAACGGAACCUGGACUUGCAAAGCAUCCGCGAGUCGCUGCCGUCUUAUCCUCCCUCGGAACGCGAUCAUGCUCCUGUCGGUCAUUCUCCGCACCGCCGAGCCACGCGAAUAUACGUCCAAGAGGAUGAACUGCGUGACGACCGCGAGCACAGCCGCUAUCACCGUCGGUACCGGCGAGAGGAGACGGGAAGAAGCCUUCCUGUCGAGAUGCGCAGCUGGAGUGCCGAGGACGAUCGCCCAAGUCAUGAUAGGCUCUACCGUCGACGAAGACAGGACAGCCAGGAGAGCUUCGACAGCAUGCCCAGUUCCCGCUCUUCCGCCCGAAAGUACAAACCGGCUCCCUCCAGCUACGUGGCCCAUGACCAUGUCGAGAUCCAUGAUUCCGGAUAUGGCUCUUACGGGUCUCGGGCUUCAGACAGCUACGGCAGAGCCAAGACCGAGCCCUUUCACUACGCGUCGUCAGCAGCACCGCGUUACGUGGCUAUCGAACCACCAUCACCGCAGCAAUACGGCGGCUAUCACACCGGCUACGGCGUUGCUCCCAUCAACGUCGUCACUCGAACACCCUCUUAUGGAUACAGCUCGAGGAGGUACUGA